AUGGUCGGUCUCGGGAAUAUCCUACCCAAAUUCGACUAUCAGCCAUUAGAGAAUGACAAGUCGGUUCGAUUACUUGCACUUCAGCAUGGUGACAAACAAUCUGCGAUCAUCUGCGACCUGAUUGAAGUCGAUCCAGAUAAAAAGAAGACCAUUGAAUAUGAGGCCGUCUCUUGGACAUGGGACUCGAAAGAGAAACCAGACUCGAUCAGAGUCAACGUUAAAGGCAAGGCUAAUGUCCUCAACAUCUCUCAUAAUCUGUUCCUGGCUUUGAAAGCGCUGCGUCUUGAAGGUGAAGUCCGUUACCUUUGGUCAGACGCAAUAUGUGUGAAUCAGGACGACCCCAACGAAAAGAAUCACCAGAUCCCGAUGAUGCCUUCCAUUUACGGCGACGCGACGCAAGUCUGCGUGUGGCUCGGAGAAGCCGAUAAAGACAGCGAUGACGCUAUUGCCUUCAUCGAGCGUAUAAUGCAAAACAUCUGGAAACUCGAUACAUUAUGCGAGGCGCGCGAAGAAACCAAAAACUGGGCGGCACUUCUGAGAUUCAUCAUGAAGCCUUGGUUUUCGCGUCGAUGGAUUGUCCAAGAGAUCGCACUGGCAAAGAAAGGCACCAUCUAUUGCGGCCAAAAGCAAUUAUCCUGGAGGAAAUUCUCCGACGCCGUAUCAUCCUUCGUAGAGGUAGAAACAGCGACGCACCGGCUAUCCGAAAUCAUGAGGCGAGAAGCAUUCGUUGGCUUUAUCCCGGAUUUCUUUGCGAAUGUCGCAGUCCUGAGUGCAACACUGUUGAUUGAGACGACUAAUACACUCUUCCGCCGACGUGCCGAUGGCCAAAAAGAAGAUCUAUUGAGUCUUGAGUAUCUAGUUUCCAGACUAUCUAUUUUUGCCACGUCAGAACCCCCUGACGCAAUAUAUGCCCUCCUGGCAAUCGCGAGGCAUACUCAGCCUGUCUCUGCCACAGGAAGAAGUAUCAAAGAUGACAACCCUCUCGCCAUCCCAGGACUAUCAGCCGCACUAGGGCGCAAUCUGCGAGCCAAAGAGUUUCGUGUGAACUAUGACCAACCCUAUGUUGACACUUGCAAAAAUUUUGUUGACUUCUCUAUUCGGCAGUCUGAGCCAUCACGGGCGUUAGACAUCAUCUGCAGACCUUGGGCCCCUCCACCGAAGUCUAAAGGCAAAGGACGGCAGAAAUCCCAAAAUACUGAACAGCUUCCAUCCUGGAUUCGCAGUGUAAAAGACGCUGCUUUCAAGGUUCACGAGACUCCGACAGGAGAGAAGAUUGGACGAAUUAACGGCGACCCAUUGGUCGGCUUACCAACAGCCGGACAAAGAAAUUACACUGCUGCCGAGACGAAAGAACUGGACUUAAACAAGCUACGCUUUGCAAAACGCUCUCAACAUUACAGUAUGUAUGUUGAAGGGUUCAAGCUGGAUGAAAUUGACCGGGUCGAGGAAAUUGCUCGUGGCGGAAACCUACCUGAGACUUGGCUUGAAGCUGUUGAAUAUGAGAAUGAAGAAAGCCACGAUCCACCGGAAGAGUUGUGGCGGACUAUAGUAGCCAAUAGAGGACCUGAGGGCAGAAAUCCUCCUGGCUUCUAUACCACAGCGUUUAAAGAGGCUCUAAAGAAAGGUAUGCAUGCUGGGGCACUUGACACGGCGGAUAUAAUUUAUAAUGGGCGGUGCUCGAUUGUAGCCCAAUUCCUGCGGAGAGUUCAAGAGGUGAUAUGGAACCGAAGACUCAUGCAUACCAAGGGAGACACUUCCAACCCAAGGUUUCCCUCAAAACUGGGCCUAGUCCACAAGGAUGCGAGGUCAGGAGACCUGAUAUGCAUCCUCUACGGAUGCACUAUACCAGUAGUCCUGCGGAAAAUAGAAAAAUCGCAAGACCAGAUAGCAAAGGAAAGGCGAGAGGAAGUGCAAUACAGGAAAAUGGAAGCUGAAAGGGCAGUUUCUCGCCUUCGAGAAGUGCGCCAAGAUCGUCGGAAGCAGCGAGAAGUGACAAAGAAGGCACUACGGCAGCUACAAUCUGAUCGUGGAUUGUCCCAUGUUGACAAGACCUCAGCAGCGCAUUACCAUAAGCAGUAUAUGGCGAAGAUGGGUCUAUCCAAGAUUGGAUUGCAGAAGCGCGACGUGAGAAAUGCUGUAAAGGACAACAACAAUGUCAACAAUAACAUCAACGGAAAUGACGACGUUCAUAUCAGUGAUCAUUAUUACGUGCUCGUAGGAGAGUGCUACGUCCACGGGAUGAUGGAUAAUGAAGCUAUCGCUUACCAGAAUGCAAGACGGAUACCAGCUGAAACCCUCGAGUUACGAUGA
This is a messenger RNA of Bacidia gigantensis, 2310 nucleotides long. RefSeq lists its product as uncharacterized. The transcript has a single exon. NCBI's taxonomy places the organism in Eukaryota, Fungi, Ascomycota, Lecanoromycetes, Lecanorales, Ramalinaceae. The record is from RefSeq and is a predicted model, not a curated record. Bases 1 to 2310 code for a protein of 769 amino acids.